AUGAACCAUCCAACGCUGAGGUUGACACCAUCCAAUUCGCCCUUCUUCAGAAAUGCAGCGCCACGUUCGCCCACCAAGGCUCCGCGGGAGGAAGAACCUGGAUUGAGUCUAAGCAGAGCUAUCGGCUCGACGACAGCAUCUUGUAAUGGCUUCGACUGCAACUCUUCUGAGCGCACCUUUGUAUAUGCUGCUGGAGCCGUCGCGGUAGUCUGCCAGCUAAGCGAAGACUUGAAGAUCUCUCAAAGAUUCUUCAAAGCCAAGCCCACAUACGCUGCACCUGCUCGCGAGUCUAGUCUAUCGUCCUUGAACAGCCCUACACCAAUUGAGGCGCGUACCAGGACUCUUGGGCACGCGAGGGAGAAUAGUACUACUGGAUCUCCACUUGCCUCAAGCAGAGACUGGUCCGACUCUCCAAAUGGCCGAAGUGCUACAGCCAAAGACCGGGUAAAGACCAUCACUUCUGUCGCCCUUAGCCCGAAUGGAAAGUGGCUCGCCGUCGGAGAGACAGGCUACAAGCCUCGGAUCCUGCUCUUCUCGUUGGUCGAGAGUGCUGCAGACUUACCCGUCACCAUAAUCUCGGAACACACCUUCGGAGUGCAUGCCUUGUCGUUCAGUCCCGACUCUCGAUAUCUGGCAUCGUUGGGUAAUGUCAACGAUGGUUUUCUGUAUAUCUGGUCGGUUGACGACCGUGGAUCGCCCAUCCUGCAUGCAAGCAACAAGUGCACAGUCCUGGUCAAUGCAAUGGCAUGGCUUGGUCGCUCGCUCGUCACUGUUGGCUUGCGCUUUGUCAAAGUUUGGCGACCGGACGAGACUCCAGGCUCCGAGGUCAAACGAAGCGAGUCAAUGCUAUAUCCAGGAACUCCUCGUCAACGGGCGGACAAUCGCAGUGGCGACUUUGGCAACAGUAUCCUAAGCCCGAGAAAUCGUGUGCUUAGUGGUAAGAACGUCUUGCUUAGCGAUAUGCUUGACUGCAAUUUUGUCUCCCUUGCUGUUUUGAACAGUGCACAAGCGGCAGUAUGCGCGGUCAGUGGCGAGAUAUGCUUACUCGAUGACGUGGACGACACACAGAGCCUGAGAGAGAUUGCGACAGCCCCUUUUGCUGUUACUGCCGCGACUCUGAACCGCACUGGCGGACUACGUGUGAUGGGUGCCGGCGGCAGUGCUGUAGAAGUUGAUACGACCUGGUUCCACGACCCGAUCGAAGUGCAGACGCUCAAACAAGCAGCCUGUGCUUCCCCAACGCUCGCAACGGAGAAACCCACAACUUACAUCGUGUCCGCUGCACGGAUCAAAGCAAACUUGGUCACACUUGACUCAUCUGGCACUAUUGAGGUUCGUUCUGAUGAAGACACUACAAUUCGGAAGGCUGGUCAUGGCGAGGCGCUUGCUGGUGUGGUACCUGUCAAAGGGCCCGAGAAUUCGACAGCUAGCUUCCUUACGUUCUCUGCAGAAGGCAGCCUCCAGAUUUGGAAUACUGAGGGAAAUCUAAUCAACCACUUUAACGCGCCACUGCCAGAAGCGCGCGACCUGGAUGGUGUAGUAGACAGCAUUUCGGCUGUGGAAUCUCUCGCUCGAGGCUCCAUGGUGGUAUGUGGUAGCAGGACAGGGGUUCUGAGCGUCGUGAACAUCCAGGCGGGUAGUGUAUCUGCGCACCUCCGUGCUCACUCUUCUGAAAUCGCAGACAUCUGCUGUUUCAAGCGUGACGAUGUUGAUCUACUUGCUACCGCUGGCCGUGAUCGAGUUGCGCAGCUCUUCCUCUGGAGGGAUGACAAGCUUGAACUCUUGCAAACCAUGGACGAGCAUGCAGCAGCUGUUACAGGGCUGCUAGUUGUACGUGAUGGCAACAGGCUCUUGUCAAGCUCAUCCGACCGAUCUGUCGUGGUCCGAGAGGCGUGGCAGAGGGACGAAGCUGAUCCACUAUCAAUUCUCUAUGUCAUCGUCCGUACUAUCACCUUCAAAGCCGCGCCAACCGCGAUGUGUCUCGGCGGCGACGAUGACUCACUACUCGUGGCAACGACAGAUCGCACUAUUUCUCGCUACAGCAUCAGCAAUGGACAAGCAAUGCAGGUUUUCAAAUGCUCCGAUGCAGAAAACGGAGAAGCAGCGAUAAUGUCGAAACUCAUCUUCGCACCUUCGUUGAGCGGGACGAAUGUCAUCAUUGGAAUCUCUAGCAGCGACAAGUCUGUGCGUAUGUACUCAGAGCGUGGCAUUCUACUGGGUCGAGACUGGGGUCAUACUGAAGGUGUCACCGGACUCGCCAUGGUUCAGGCCAGUAGUACUCGAGGUGAGGCGGAUGACGCUUGGCGAUUGGUCACUGUUGCAGCCGACUCGACGAUCUUCGUAUGGGAUCCCACUGCCACGAUAGCUCCAAGAUCUCGCGAUAAUGACAGAGUGGCCGAGUUGACAUCCUUCACGAAACUCGCCACGACAGCUCAGCCUCUACGUAAGGUCAUUUCCUACUCGGAACUCGCUCGCUUUCGUCGUGAAAGCUCACUAGAGGAUGCGGAUCCGAGCUCCCCAAUUCCUUUACAGACUCCGACAAAUGCGUCGCCUACACGGCUUCGCAAGAAGCCUUCCAGGAUGUCCAAUGCACAGGCACCGAAGCUCGAGCCGGCGUUCAGAUCUAGUGUAGCUGACUUCUCAUCCCGGUCCUCGAGAAGACAGAGCUUGAGGCAGAGGUCACCCUCUCCUCCAAGUCCCAGGAACAUAACCAAAAGGCAAGACAUCCGUCGACCCUCGCUAGGCAUGUCUCCCAGGUCCAAAAGCAGCGAGAAUGUUCGAAAUACAGUCGCACCGUCAACGAUCAACACAGGCUUUGGCAGCCUUACAGCAUCUACCGAAUCUGCUUCUCGGACACUACGGGCAUAUCGAAAGAAGCUAGCAGGUACGCAGCCUGGUGAAGGCAUUGCGCCUGAAGCCUUGCAGGAGCUGGAGAAGGAGCUCAAGCUUACGGCAAAAGUGCUCGGCGAACGAUCACAGGGUAAAACGAUCAACGAGGCCACGAUGGCACGAUUGCUUGACCAGACCAGCGAGAAGAUUGUCGGCAUGCUCGAUGAUCGCAUCAAAGAGCGAGUCGAAAGUGAGCUGCGGAAGAGUGCAGAAGGUUCGCCUACAGGAGUGCGGGAUCCGCGAGGUUCGCUUGACAGUGCAUGCCAUGACACGGAUGCUCUAGCAGGUGCGGUGGAAGGCAUGAAUUUGAAGGGCUGA
Recurvomyces mirabilis is the source of this 3207-nucleotide messenger RNA. RefSeq lists its product as uncharacterized. The transcript has a single exon. The record is from RefSeq and is a predicted model, not a curated record. Bases 1 to 3207 code for a protein of 1068 amino acids. Gene Ontology annotation, molecular function: protein binding. Lineage: Eukaryota; Fungi; Ascomycota; Dothideomycetes; Mycosphaerellales; Teratosphaeriaceae.